UAUACUUGGGCGUAAUAUUAUGCCUUUCCAACAACAUUUUCUAUUCCAAUGGAUACUUUUUCAAAAUCAGAAAAACUGAGUGCAAAGCAAACGGAGUAUAUUUCAGCAAUGUCUCUUGCAUUUUGAAGCCAAUUAACUGGACUCGAUCGGUUAUGCACAUGGACUGCGACAUACGGGACGUAAUAACUGAUAUUAAAAUGACAGUAGAAGUAUUCUACAAGGAUUCUUUGAGUUUGUAUAAGCCCUUCGCCGUUAAAUUUAAAUUUAAUGUUUGCCAAUUGUUGAAGAAUAAUACAAACCGAAAUUUUUUGGAAAAAUACGCCAUAAGUCAUUUGACGGAAUGGACUAAUUUAAACCACAGUUGCCCCUAUAGGGGCCAUUUGAGUGCGCGUGACUUUAGUUUGGACGAGGUCUCUCUGCCCAUACUGCCAAUUCAGGAUUACAAAAUUGCAUUUAACUUUUCAGGAGCCAAUCCGGGAAUUCACUUGGGAUUGGUAUUGAUCUAUUUUGAAAUUCUAGAGGAUUAUUACAAGAAUAAAAAGAAAAGGCCACUGCCAAAGUCGCUGAACAUUGUUUAA
Drosophila teissieri is the source of this 578-nucleotide messenger RNA. RefSeq lists its product as uncharacterized. NCBI's taxonomy places the organism in Eukaryota, Metazoa, Arthropoda, Insecta, Diptera, Drosophilidae. Bases 153 to 578 code for a protein of 141 amino acids. The transcript is spliced from 4 exons. The record is from RefSeq and is a predicted model, not a curated record.